This is a messenger RNA of Notodromas monacha, 309 nucleotides long. The record is from the annotation of a GenBank genome assembly. NCBI's taxonomy places the organism in Eukaryota, Metazoa, Arthropoda, Ostracoda, Podocopida, Cyprididae.
AUGCGGCCCAACUGUGCGAACGUGCUGGUCACGACAACUCAGCUGGUCCCAGCAGUUUCAAAAGUGCUGCUCUACGGACUCGGCGGCGUGUUUCCCCUGGAAAAUAUUUACAGCGCGACGAAAGUCGGGAAAGACAGUUGCUUUGAGCGAGUGAUGGCGAGAUUUGGCCGCAAGUGCACCUUUGUUGUGAUAGGCGACGGCAACGACGAAGAAGCAGCAGCUAAAAAGUUGAACUUCCCGUUUUGGAGAAUCAGCAGCCACAAGGACCUGGACGCAUUGCACAAUGUCUUGACGCUGGGUUUCCUUUAA